Messenger RNA from Exophiala mesophila, 1443 nucleotides. RefSeq lists its product as uncharacterized. Bases 19 to 1443 code for a protein of 474 amino acids. Gene Ontology annotation, biological process: proton export across plasma membrane; regulation of membrane potential; sodium ion export across plasma membrane. Gene Ontology annotation, molecular function: sodium:proton antiporter activity. NCBI's taxonomy places the organism in Eukaryota, Fungi, Ascomycota, Eurotiomycetes, Chaetothyriales, Herpotrichiellaceae. Gene Ontology annotation, cellular component: plasma membrane. The transcript has a single exon. The record is from RefSeq and is a predicted model, not a curated record.
UUUCAUGAAAUCAAUAUCAUGUCGUGGCCAGAAAUAGAACCCAGCAUUCCCCAUCUCGCAUAUCUUCUGCUGUCGCUGUUCCUCAUUCUUUAUGCCCUUUUCUCUGAGCUGAUUCGAAACCGUGCUCAUCUAUCUGAACCACCACUGGCCACAUUCACAGGGAUUGCAUUUGGCCCUUAUGGAGCAAACCUGAUCGACCCUGCUGAGACGUGGGGAUGGGAGGACAACAUCACACAGGAGUUGGCUCGAAUCAUUGUGGGUGUGCAAUGCUUUGCCGUUGGUAUCGAGCUGCCAGCUGGCUAUGUCAAACGCCAUUGGAAGGCCAUUGCGGUACUUCUUGGACCUAACAUGAUAUUUGCAUGGAUGGUCUCGGCUUUGAUCAUCUUUGCUGUCCUUGACACAAAAUGGACCACCGCCAUGAUCAUCGGUGCCUGCUUGACACCUACUGAUCCUGUCCUGUCCGCCAGUGUCAUUGCUGAAGCCAAGUUUUCACAACGGGUGCCCAAGAGAAUUCGACAUCUACUGGCUGCCGAGUCAGGUUGCAAUGACGGCUCUGCAUUUCCUCUAAUCUACAUUGCAAUCUAUGCCGCCACAUCCAGCUCCCCCGCAGAUGGUGUCAAGCAGUGGUUUCUCAAUCUUCUGUUAUGGCAAUGUUUGAUGGGAAUACUCUUAGGUAUAAUCAUUGGCUUGGUUGCAAACAAGACAUUGCGCUUCAGCGAAGCGAGAGGAUUUGUCCAGGAGUCUACCCUCUUGGUCUUUUAUUUUCUCCUCGCCAUCUUUUGCGUUGCUGUUGGAAGUACACUAGGUCUGGACGAUUUUCUGGUAUGUUUCUCUGCCGGCGCUGCCUUCUGCUGGGACGGAUGGUUCUCGAGACGCACGGCAAGGAUGAAACUCCCCAGCAUCCUGGAUCUGAUGCUGAAUUCGGCUUUCUUUGUUUACUUUGGAGCCAUCAUUCCAUGGAAAACAUAUAGCGACAACCUAAAACUUGGCAAUAUGCUGCUUGUCGCUGUUCUCGUGUUGUCACUGAGACGACUGCCGGUGAUGAUUGCCACCAAACGAUUCAUUCCUGAAUUGAGAACAUAUCACGAGGCUAUUUUCACCGGCCAUUUUGGCCCGAUGGGUGUCGGCGCUUUGUUCCUCGCCAUUGAAGGGUUGGCGCGUCUCGAGACAGGCACUUCGGAACCAUUGCCUCACGUUCCUGAAAACCCACCACAUCAAGAAGCCUUGAAGACCAUAUGGCCCGUGGUCUGCUUCAUUGUGUUUUGCUCCAUCCUGGUCCAUGGGUUUUCGGCUAUUGUAAUGAGCUUGGUCGGACAUUUCCUCCGUCACCCAAAGGAGAGGGCGCCAUUAUUGGGUGGUGAACAAGAUCGUCUCCAUGGCAUGGCGGAAGAUUAUGGCUCGGUGGACUUGGGUGAGGAAGAUGAGUCGGAAGAUGAGAUGUGA